Penicillium argentinense is the source of this 735-nucleotide messenger RNA. Its product is annotated as putative pyrimidine 5'-nucleotidase. Gene Ontology annotation, molecular function: nucleotidase activity. The record is from RefSeq and is a predicted model, not a curated record. Bases 1 to 735 code for a protein of 244 amino acids. Gene Ontology annotation, biological process: nucleotide catabolic process; pyrimidine nucleobase metabolic process. Lineage: Eukaryota; Fungi; Ascomycota; Eurotiomycetes; Eurotiales; Aspergillaceae. The transcript is spliced from 4 exons.
AUGGUCGAAAUUCAGCCCUCCCAAAAUGGCACAGCCAACGCGAGUCUGCCAGUUCUCUUCUUUGACAUUGACAACUGUCUCUAUCCGAGAAGCAGCAGCGUUCAGGACACACUGUCAGAAUUGAUAGAUGACUACCUUGAGAGACAACUAGGCCUGACUCGAGAAGAAGCAGUGAAGAUGCACCAGGAGUACUUCAAAAAAUAUGGGCAGACUGUUGAAGGACUUGUCCGGCACCACGAGGUUGAUGCUAUCCACUACAACUCGCAAGUGGACGACGCCUUGCCACUUGAAACUCUGUUGAAGCCCAACCCACAGCUGCGUCAGCUUCUAGAAAGCAUCGACACAACCAAAGUAAGGCUUUGGCUGUUGACGAAUGCAUAUGUAACCCACGCCAAGCGCGUCGUGAAGCUCCUCGGUAUCGAUGAUCUCUUCGAAGGAAUCACGUACUGCGACUAUACCCAAGUUCCGUUCAUUUGCAAGCCUCAGACGGGCAUGUUCGCAAAAGCAAUGAAAGAAGCCGGUGUUGAAAACACUGCCGCAUGUUAUUUUGUGGAUGACUCGUUUGGGAACUGUGUUGGCGCGAAAACAUUUGGCUGGACAGCGUGCCACUUGAUCGAGACGGGGCUUCCAAUUCCAGCGUCCCAAGCAUCUCAGCACCAAAUACACGAACUGGAGGAGCUGAACGGGGUUUGGCCGCAUUUCUUCAAAAAGACCACAGUUGAAGUCUUGGCUUGA